Phytomonas sp. Hart1 is the source of this 1806-nucleotide messenger RNA. Lineage: Eukaryota; Euglenozoa; Kinetoplastea; Trypanosomatida; Trypanosomatidae. The record is from the annotation of a GenBank genome assembly.
AUGGGUAAGCCAGGAAAAAAAUCUGGAAAGGGAAUGUUGGCACCUACAAAUCCCAGUAGGCGCACCGAUCCCACAAAAACAAAUCUUCGUGAUCAGCGAACUAUUAGACGUUUAAAAAUGUACGUAUCAAAGAUAAAGCGUGAUGAAAAAGGUAAUAUCAUAAAAGGUAGUGUCCUCAAAGCAUCUGAUCGUGUUCAGACUCAAAUGGCGCGAAUUUCACCGGAUCGGCGUUGGUUUGGAAAUACACGAACAAUUGAGCAGGAUGCCCUUCAAAAGUUUCGUGAGGUAAUGCAAGCAAAACACAAAGACCCCUAUAGUAUAAUAAUAAAACAAUCGAAAUUGCCUCUAAGCUUGCUUGAGACACCAAAAAAUGAAGAAGGCUCUAUUAGGCAAGAGAUGCAAUGGGAAAAAACAUUUGGUGACAAGGCAACUCGGAAACGAGCUCGACUUAGUGCAGUUGACAUAGAAACACUUGCAUCCGAAGCAUCAGCUAAAGAGGAGUCCUAUAUUUCUGGAAAGCAAGAAACCGAUAGGAAUCGGAUGAAAAAUACAAUUGAAGUUAAAGCUGAUAAAUCCAAAAAUGGAAUAGUGUUCACAAAGGGGCAAUCAAACCGUAUAUGGUCAGAGCUUUACAAGGUUAUAGAUAGCUCAGAUGUAAUUUUGUAUGUCCUCGAUGCGAGGGAUCCCCUUGGAACUAGGAGUACAUUUCUGGAGGACUAUAUGCAACGUGAGAAAAAGUACAAGCAUUUUGUUUUGGUACUAAAUAAAUGCGACCUAAUACCGCUCUGGGCAACCGCUCGGUGGCUCCAAAUUUUGAGCAAAGAUUAUCCCACUAUUGCUUUUCAUGCAAGUGUAAAUCAUCCAUUUGGAAAGGGGAAUGUAAUCUCUUUAUUAAGGCAGUUUUCGAAGCUUCACAACACCACACAUAGGGGAAGCAAACGAACGAAAACUCCUAUUUCUGUUGGAAUUAUUGGUUAUCCCAACGUUGGCAAAAGUUCUCUAAUAAAUACACUCCGUCGUAAGUCUGUAUGCAAGGUAGCUCCAAUCCCUGGAGAAACUAAGGUGUGGCAGUACGUAGCACUCACACGAUCAAUUUUCCUGAUUGAUUGUCCUGGUGUAAUUUACGAUAAAGAAUCUAACAACGAGGUUCAAGCGGUGCUAAAAGGUGUGGUGCGGAUCGAACGUCUUGGCAAUGCAGAUAAAACGGAAAUUAUUGAUACUGUAUUACAGAUUGUCAAGCCAAAGGACAUCGUUGCGACUUAUCAAGUGAAUAAAUGGUGUGAUGCGAAUGAUUUUAUCGAGCAACUAGCUAAGCUUCGAGGCAAACUUGUCAGCGGUGGUGUACCAGAUGUUGAAGCUGCUUCACGCAUGGUACUUUAUGAUUGGCAAAGGGGAAGAUUACCGUGGUUUAACGCACCACCAUUCGAGUCCAAUAAAGACUACCGUGACGCACUGGAGCAGCCACAUGAUAUACAAAUGAAACAUAUUGAACACUAUAGCACAUUUAAUAUUGCAGAACUCACUAUUACUCAUGCCGGACUGGAAAGUUCUGAUUACGUUGAUGAAAUUGAUGAGACAAAAGAUUGGACUUCGAAAAAAAGAAAGGUCGAAUCCAAAAAAAUGUCACAGAAUUCAGAAGCAACUGUUGCCACGUAUAUUAACGAAAAAGAAGAGCAGAGGAAAAAAGAUAAAAGACGGGAGAAAAGAAGAGCAGCAAGAGAAUUGGACGGUGAUCAUGCAAAUGGAGUAUCAGAUGCAGACGAUGAUGCACUGUGGGAUAGGUUUCUUAAAGCAGCGAAUGCAUAA